GCUAUGUCACGUUAUAGCAUGUUAUGUGCAUUAUUGUCAAGCUUGAUAGCAUGUUCAUGUUGUAAAUAUCAGCGUGUCUUCUAGUAACUUAACAUUAGCGUUACUUGGCCAGCCGUUUGGCUUAACUUGCCGUUAGUUGCUAAAGUCAGUUUGUCAGUGGCACUCUAGAAAACAACUGGUUAGCUUCAUUAGCCUACUAACGUUACCAAACAAGUUAGCAACACAACACCAGCUGUAUGCGGUCUAGAAGCAAUACAUAGUAGGGAUGGCAGAGGAGAGGAGCAAAGAGGACAUCGUUGCAGAGUAUCUGGGCCAGAACCCACAGCUGGCCCAAUGGGUCGAAACUUUCAGGACCUACUGUGAGAGCAACAAACAGUGGGAUGCUCGGAGAGAGUUCAUCCUGAGAAACAUGGAGGCUUUCCCCACAGUGGAGCCCGGAGUCCCCAGCAGCAGUCUGGACAGGCUGCUCUCUCUGUCCAUGGUCUGGGCCAAUCACGUUUUCCUCGGCUGCAGCUAUCCACAGGCUGUAAUGGACAAGAUCAAGGAGAUGGGUGAGGGCAUAGUUGUCGUAGAUGCCCCAGUUCACAAAACGACAAAAGAUGGUAUCCUGGCCAGAGGAAAGCGGAGUGCCACAGCUGAGGUUGAUGCUGACGGCUGUGUCAAAAGAGCCAAAUGCGGACCUAAUGAGCUUGACAGUCGACCUGUGGGGAGGCAGAAAUCAGGACCUCUUCCACAGGCUCCAGCAGAGCACCAGCCCUUCUUCAACCGCCUCUACAAGGCGGUGGCCUGGAAGUUAGUGUCGGCAGGGGGCUUCGGUCCAAACUUGGACCAUUUUGAAAUACUUCGUAGCUGUGCAGAGUCCUGUAAAGAGACCCUGACCUGUGUGUUUGUGCCACUGAAGGACAUCGCUGGCCUCCCCGCAGGACGCACACAGAAGGAAGGCCACGUGUGUGAGAUUCGCUGUCAGACAGUUUACAUGGGGACUGGAUAUGGGCGUGAUGAGUCCGCUGCCAAAGCCAUGGCUUCCAAAGAGGCCCUCAAAGUCUUUCAGGGACGAAAAGUGACAGUAAAGAUCUGCAGACGGAGGUACAAAGGGAAAGACGUGGAGGAUUUGAUGCUGUUGGACGAACAGCCUCGGAGUCAGGGCUUUCCUCCCGCGCUCAGCUACCCAUUUCAGGACGAGCAGCUGGAAGAUGGUUCUUCUUAGAGCAGAGAAUUUGUGACGUUUGCCCUGCUGUGAGGCCUGUUGCAAGCAUGGACAUGUGACAUUUACUGAAUGGAGCUACUGAUGGAAUUUAUGACCGUGUCGGGACCAGACUGUAAUGCAGCUGAACCUCAUAACUAGGCUAAUCAUUGAGUGACACAGAGCAAAACUAUCAGGAUGCGUUUUCCACAAUACUUUGGUAUUAUAAUACAGGUGGCACAUUGUUAGGCAAAUAUCUGGAAUAAAUCACCAAAACAACAACAAAAAAAAGAAUCUUAAUACUGUACUGGCUACAUUUUUAAGUUUUAUAGAAAGCGAACAGUUUAACAAAGUGCAUGGAGUUGGAGCAUGUGCCACCAUUUAAAAGUCAAGCAGCCAUAAACUGGCAAAAAGAUCAACUGUCUAAAGGCAAAGCAGUUUUAAGAGUUAGAAACAAAGGAAGGAUAAAAUGCUACCUUAGUAUUGUAGGAUAAUGUAUUGCAUUAUUUUGAUGUGAUUAUUUGUCCCAACAAAAUAGUUUUGCCAUCAUAUUAGGAGUAGCGUGUAUAUAUUUGCCCCUUUGUUCCUUCCUGUUGUGGCAGGUUUUGUUCUGGGGAUUUCACUAGUGUAACUGGGUGCAGUCCAAAACAUAGUUUAAAAACCUGACUUUAUCGCUUUUUGGUUUGUUUAGAUUCCCACUGCUGAGUUACAAGCGAAACAACCACUAACUUGUCUUUUCACAGUUCUGAUUACCCGUCACUUUGCCAGGGUCUAGAGUUUGGCAGCAGGGUGCAAUACAGUAACUGUAACUUUUUCUAAACAUGAUAGACUUGUCUUUAGUGUUCAUAUGAGUAAGGAACACAAAAAUAGCUAAGUAUGAGUUAUAAAUCCAGACUUUAUUUUGAUAUUGCCGUUUUUCAUCCAUAAGUGACUUGUUAGAUGUCAACAUAUCAACAUUUCUUUUUCUAAUUGUACCUAUUAACCCCUGCAUUUUAGGAUUGUUUCUGUAACAGGUUCGGAUUGCGUUCUUAUUUUAAAUGACCCACACUUUUGUUUUCGUUAAAGAGCAGGAUAUGACCUCGCUGAAGUUAUUUGGUGACAUCCAUGUUUGAUUCUAUUUUUCUUUUUUUUUUUCUUUAAAAAUGACAACAUGCUGAGUGUCUGCAAUCAAACAAUGCUACACAUAAGGAAUGUUUUAGUUUUUAUCACAAUAUGUUUAAGGAGAAGUUGAGGUGUACUUUACAGUUUUCAGCGUUCUUAAAUACUUUGCCAACUACAGUACCUGUUAUACUGUACACAGAAGUACUAGAGCUUACUGCUCUUAUUUUAAUUUCUUUAUUUAACUUCACGGAUUUAAAAAAAACACUGAGAACCACACAAUGAUGAAAAUAUAAGAGUGCCACAAUUUAAAAAAAAUCCCUUUGAACACAGUUUGAUAAAGUGCGUAAAGUUGUGAUGUGUUUGAGGGUAAAGUGCUGCCGUGAUGUGUGAUUUCUUUUUCCGGUUUCCGUUGAAGGUGAACAGGGUUGCAUUGAAGUGUGAGUAUCCACACUGCUCCACGUUACUGUAUGCUUACACCAGUGGUCCUAUUUCUAUAUAUUGUUUAAAUAAAGAUAAUUUAACC
Molecule: messenger RNA, 2807 nt
Organism: Sander lucioperca (pikeperch)
Lineage: Eukaryota; Metazoa; Chordata; Actinopteri; Perciformes; Percidae
Product: CDKN2A interacting protein
Exons: 4
Coding region: 266-1207 (313 amino acids)
Cellular component (GO): nucleoplasm; nucleolus
Source: RefSeq, a predicted model, not a curated record